UUCAUUUUCUCUCUCUCUCUCUCUCCCCACCUGGAGACCGUUAGGAAGUAUCCUGCCACACUAGACCCGAUUUCUCUUCAGCUUCUGCACUUCUUCUGAGCAUCCAUUUCUCUGGCUUCAGCUUAUAAGAAUAGUCUCAAAAACAUAACCAAAAAUUAGAUUUCAAUGUCGAUUUUCUUAGAAUUCGUAGCUCUAUUACUGCUCUCAAUAUUGUUUGGUAGUUCUACACAUGUUUAUGCUCGAUUCGUUGUGGAGAAGAACAGUAUCAGUGUUCUCGCACCAGAGAAGCUCCGUUCCAACCACGAUGGAUCGAUUGGAAAUUUCGGCGUUCCUGACUAUGGCGGUAGCCUGAUGGGAUCCGUUGUUUAUCCUAAAAUGGGUACCAAAGGCUGUAGUUCCUUCGAAGGCAACAACAGUUUUAAUUCUCGGUCUUACCUUCCUAAUAUUAUUCUUCUCGAUCGUGGAGAAUGCUACUUUGCUUUGAAGGUAUGGCAUGGUCAAGAGGCCGGAGCUGCUGCUGUUUUAGUUGCUGAUAACAUAGAUGAGCCUUUGAUAACCAUGGAUUCUCCGGAAGAGAACAUUGAUUCCGAUGGUUACAUAGAAAAGAUCAAAAUCCCAUCAGCUUUGGUGAGUCGGUCCUUUGGCGAGAGCUUGAAGAAAGCCUUGCAGGAUGGUGAUGAGGUUGUCAUAAAAUUAGACUGGACAGAAUCCAUGCCCCACCCUGAUGAGAGAGUUGAAUAUGAAUUCUGGACCAAUAGCAAUGAUGAGUGUGGGGCCCGAUGUGAUAAGCAGAUGAACUUUAUUAAGAAUUUCAAGGGUCAUGCUCAGAUUCUUGAAAGGGGUGGUUAUACCCUGUUCACACCCCACUACAUAACUUGGUACUGUCCAGAAGCCUUCAUUCUCACCAGACAAUGCACAUCUCAGUGCAUAAACCACGGGAGGUACUGUGCACCUGACCCGGAGCAGGAUCUUGCAGCAGGGUAUGACGGGAAAGAUGUGGUAUUUGAAAACUUGAGACAGCUUUGUGUACACAGAGUUGCCAAUGAGAGCAAUCGGUCUUGGGUUUGGUGGGAUUUUGUGGCAGAUUUUCAUAUCAGGUGUUCAAUGAAGGAGAAGAGAUACAGCAAAGAAUGUGCUGAGGAUGUCAUGAAAUCACUUGAUUUGCCAAUUGAAAAGAUUAAAAAAUGCAUGGGUGAUCCUAAUGCCGAUGUGGAGAAUGAAGUUUUGAAGACAGAGCAAGACCUCCAGGUUGGUCGAGGAUCUCGGAGUGAUGUUACCAUCUUACCAACCCUAGUCAUUAACAAUGUUCAAUAUCGAGGACAACUGGAGAGAACUGCUGUGCUGAAAGCAAUAUGUGCGGGAUUUAAAGAGACCACUGAACCUGCAGUUUGUUUGAGUGGAGAUAUCGAGACUAAUCAAUGUCUUGAAAGAAAUGGUGGUUGUUGGGAGGAUCUGAAAUCUAAUAUUAGUGCUUGCAAGGAUACUUUCAGGGGCAGAGUUUGUGAGUGCCCUGUGGCUAAUGGUGUUCAAUAUCACGGAGAUGGUUACACAUCUUGUCAAGCGGUAGGACCUGGAAGGUGUGCUGUCAAUAAUGGUGGUUGCUGGUCGGAUAGUAAAAACGGAAAAACCGUUUCAGCUUGUUCAGAUUCCGAGUUAACAGGGUGCGACUGCCCAUUAGGCUUCCGCGGGGAUGGUCAUACAUGUGAAGAUAUUAACGAAUGCAAGGAAGGUCUUGCUUGUCAGUGCAAUGGUUGCACUUGUACGAACACAUGGGGUGGAUAUGACUGCAAGUGCAAAGGGGACCUUCUUUACAUAAAGGAACAGGACACAUGUAUUGCUAAAAACACAUCAAAGUUUGGAUGGUUCGUUUCUAUUUUUGUCCUAGCUGCUGUUGUGGGGGCUGGUAUAGCAGGUUACAUGUUCUACAAAUACAGGCUCCGGUCAUACAUGGACUCGGAGAUCAUGGCUAUCAUGUCACAGUACAUGCCAAUUGACAACCAACAGAACGAAGUCGAAACCCUACGGCAAGGUUCGUCAGUAUAAUGAGGGUGGGAUGUUUGUAGAAAGAAGAGUUGAGGCAACUUUGAAACGGGUAUAGCAAUAUGUGGGGGAAUGGAUGAUGCAGCGGCCAAACUUUAUGAUUGAUCUACCAUCAUUAGCUGCACCAGGAAGGCAAGGCUGUUCUUCCUUCACCAAAUCCAUACAGGGAAGAUAUUGUGCAUUA
Messenger RNA from Telopea speciosissima, 2224 nucleotides. RefSeq names its product vacuolar-sorting receptor 6-like. The transcript is spliced from 13 exons. NCBI's taxonomy places the organism in Eukaryota, Viridiplantae, Streptophyta, Magnoliopsida, Proteales, Proteaceae. The record is from RefSeq and is a predicted model, not a curated record. The coding region runs from base 166 to 2043 and encodes 625 amino acids. Gene Ontology annotation, molecular function: calcium ion binding.